AUGUCCGUUGAGCCGCUUCCGCUGUCGAAGAUAGCCAAAACAUUGGAAGCUUCUUCCGGCUAUGAAUUUCAAGUUGUGUUGAAAACUAUCAGCUCUACAAAAUAUGUGGACGAUAGGCUGCUAAAAGCCGAUUUGGCCGUCCUGGUUGCCAAGAUUUUGAAGCUUUUGCGCUCCUCGGAUGACUACCUCGUUUGGAAAGGAUGCAAACUUUCAGAUGUGCUAUGCGCCUACAACGCAGUCGUGCUGUGUUCCCAAGCAGGCCAUCUUCUCACCGCUCUUUUCAAUAAAUUGGAACAAAAAGCAGGUUUUUACCGUACCACUAUCUCCAGUCCCCAGGGUAAGACCGUGCUUUUUUCAUUGGUCAAAUCUGUGGAUAUUAUGCUUGACUUGAUUCGUGGCAAACCGGCUUUGACUCGUGAAGUUCUUACGCCUAGACUUCCCGCGAUCGUAACGAUUCUUGUUAACAUGUCACAAUUCGAACCAGAAUUGUGCGGCCCUGUUUUGAAGAAGAUUCUCGCUAAAAACACUACCACCUUCCGCCCUCAUAUUAACAAAUACAGUAACGUCAUUGUCACUUUGAUUGUAAAAGACUACAAUCAUUUCAACAAGCACACCAAAAAGCUCAUUCUCGAAAAUUAUGCGCUGUUGCACUUGAUCAAGCAGAAUCCUACGGUUAAAGACGACAGCAUGCGUCACCACAAAGCGCACCAAGAUGAACAAUGGAGACAGGGUAUCAUGCAUGUUUUAUACAGCUUCAAACCUGUCAUAAGUUUGUGUGGUGAGAUACUAGACUUCUCGGCUGACGAAGACAUGCAGAGUCUUUUGAAACGGUUGCCGUCGACGAGUGGCGAGUUACAGGAUUUUUUGCCGCCUGUGAAAGUAGAUUUGAACAAACCCAAUACUCUGUGGGCAAUCGCGGAGAGAAUUGAGCUUUUGUGCGGCCUUCUUGUAGCGUUUCUUAGCCAGCAUACACCUUUUCGGAUUCGGGCCCCUCUUGGUGGCAUUGCUGCCGUUGCAGAAGCCAUUUUGAGUCUUACCACCAAUUAUUUGCCAUUGCAACGCUUAUUGCGCCGUGACGCAGAACUUACGGCUACGAUAUAUGAUCUUCUACCUACAAUUCAGGCAAGCGGCAUUGCGCUACUUGGAAGUAUGUCCAGGACUUACGGCAAAUUCUUACUUCCCUACACGCCAUCGAUCCUUGGGUCAUUGGAGUAUUUUAUUCCGACAAAGCAAGGAACGGCUGCGAUUGACUUUGACAAGGUGGAAACGUUGAAAUCUGAAUUCUUCGACCUCUUCACAAUCGUUGACUCUUUAUUGGAUCACACAGGACACUUGUUUAGUGAGACCACCUUAUUCACUAAACUGAUAGACAUUGCAUUGCAUUUGACCAAAGACCUGGUACCAUUGAAACACCUGUAUCAACAGCAGAAUCCAGCUGCAAAAACAGUUCACCAAAAGACCAAAAAGGUUGGUAAGCAGAACACAGGUUCGAUGUCAGAUGUGUACUCGCAUCCACAAGCAUUCGCUGAUAAAUGUUCAGUAAGGAAUCUUGAAUCGUUAAACCGCUUUCUUUUGAUAAUUGUGGUGAAUUUGAAGCUCCAGUCUGCGCAGCAAAUAAACAUUUGCAAGUAUGCCGUAACGGCGGCACUCAAAGCCCAGCGAGAGCUUGGCCGUUUGCCCUUGUCGUUUGUUCACUUGCUUCAAGCGCUGGUCAUGCAUCCUGGAUAUGAAAAAGUCUCGAUUCUUCCAAUGGCGGUGACGCUUCUCAAGAGUCAAGGUGACGACGUCUUCGACGUUUUCUGUAAUCCAAGGCUUCCAGUCGCUGCUGUUCAAUCCGUGAAAAGACAAGAAGAACCUAUGGGUUUUUCUGACAAAGGUGAGGUAAGUACCUUGGAAGAACCGGAUGACGCAGAUGUAGACAUUGAGCAAGCUGAUGAACCAAUCAAGGUAGUGGAAGAAGCUACUAAUAUAGUUGAAAACAACAACUCGCAAGCGCUGAAUACCACUACCUACUUUGAACAGCUGAAGGAAGAGAGGCCCGACAGCAUUAUGCGGAAAAGAGCCGUUGACACUGAUGAACCUGCUCAGGAAAUCAAGGUCCGCAAAACUGAGGGGUUCAUUGUUCCGGAAACUCGUCCCAUUCCGGUGGAGGUCGUUGAGGAAAAGGAAGUCACGGUCGAAGUCCAAGAAAACGACGGUGGCAACGACGACGACGACGAUGACGAUGACGAUGAUGGCUCGGAAUUUGAGAUUCCAGAAAUCAAUCUCAGCGAAGACGAAGAAGAGUAG
Molecule: messenger RNA, 2289 nt
Organism: Lachancea lanzarotensis
Lineage: Eukaryota; Fungi; Ascomycota; Saccharomycetes; Saccharomycetales; Saccharomycetaceae
Gene: RIX1
Product: LALA0S02e03994g1_1
Exons: 1
Coding region: 1-2289 (762 amino acids)
Biological process (GO): rRNA processing
Cellular component (GO): nucleus
Source: RefSeq, a predicted model, not a curated record